Molecule: messenger RNA, 945 nt
Organism: Lasiosphaeria miniovina
Lineage: Eukaryota; Fungi; Ascomycota; Sordariomycetes; Sordariales; Lasiosphaeriaceae
Exons: 2
Coding region: 1-945 (314 amino acids)
Source: RefSeq, a predicted model, not a curated record
AUGGCACCGAUACGCCGCUAUCUUAGAAUUAGCAAAUACUCGGUACUAGAAUGCCGCAUAUACCUCGACAAUCCCGCCCUCACCCAGACGUGGCUGCUCAACCCCCGGAACCCCGUCUUGCCGCGCGUCAUCGAGAGCGUGCGGCCGCUCGUGCUGCCCAAGCUGCGCGAGGAGAAGGAGCGCGAGCGCAGCCGCAAGAACAAGAAGCGGAGCAUCAAGGACGUCGUGAUAGAGGAUGAAUUUGAGGUGUCUAUCUUCCUGACGGGCACUGAGACGCGGCACUCGCUGCUGCACAAACAGAAGCACUUCCGCGACAAGGUGCAGACUAAGCUCACGUCCAACUCGUCGCGCCUGACGGGCGCAUCCCGCGAGGCCCCCAUCGACCUCCAAGACGCUGCCGACGACGUGCCGAUCCUUGCCGAAUAUCAGGAUGACGUUGACCUCGACGCCAUUCCCGCGGCGGAUGAAACAGCCCCCAGCCCCAGCCCCAGCCCCAGCCCGCCCAAUCGCCGGCCAAAACGAAGCCGCCGAGCGGUCGCCGAGGCCAGCCAGCCUGGCCCUGGCGUGCACGUCGAGACGAUCGACUCGGGCUCGGACGAUUCGUCGAGCGACGAGCUGUUUGUAAGCGCGAGCGACAACAGUGACACAGGAUCCGGGCCCCCGCCCAAGCGCCGCAAGCAGAGGGCGGCGGCCGCCGGGGAGAAGGAGCAGGACCCCGACGACAAAAAGAAGACGGCCAUGGACAUAUCGUACGAGGGGUUUGCCAUCUACGGGCGCGUCCUUUGCCUGGUGGUCAAGCGACGCGACGGCGGGAGCAGUAGCGGGCCCGCGCCGGCAAACAUUAAUCUAUCGCAGACCGGCCAGCCUGGCGGCCGGGCCAUGAUGGAGAACUGGAUCACCUUCACCCAGCUGCCUGAAGCCGGUCUAGGAGACGAGGCCCUGUAG